Messenger RNA from Sphaeramia orbicularis (orbiculate cardinalfish), 3368 nucleotides. It is a transcript of the gene smarcal1, whose product is annotated as SWI/SNF related, matrix associated, actin dependent regulator of chromatin, subfamily a-like 1. Gene Ontology annotation, cellular component: nuclear replication fork. Gene Ontology annotation, molecular function: ATP binding. The record is from RefSeq and is a predicted model, not a curated record. The coding region runs from base 438 to 3188 and encodes 916 amino acids. The transcript has 17 exons. NCBI's taxonomy places the organism in Eukaryota, Metazoa, Chordata, Actinopteri, Kurtiformes, Apogonidae. Gene Ontology annotation, biological process: DNA repair; replication fork processing.
GUCACUUCCUGCGCGGCAGACUGAAUAAGCCAGAACAAUUUGUCAACUAGCAUCUGAGGAGUUUAAUCCGUUUCGUGUUGUAAAAUCGCAUCUCGAGUUCUUAGAUUACACUUAAAUCGAUCACACCGUGUAUGAAUGAAGACAUAUAUAUGUCUAACGUCAGUGUGAUGCUCGUGCGAUAUUUUGUUUCAGUUUUUUACUGUUGCUGCCUGGGUUAGCUUCAUUAGCUGCGUUAGCAGAACAUGCUGAAGUGUGUAUCCAAGCUUUAGCUAAACGUAAUUGUAGUACAUUGUUGAAGUACUUCAUAUGCGUCUAGAUGGGUAAGUCCUUAGUCAAAAAUAAGGUGUUUUCUGUAGAUCUGGACUUAGCUGGUGACACCUAAAUUAGCAAAUAACUGGAGCAGCAAACAGGCGUUAGCAGCAGAACACUUCAUCAUUAUGUCUAAUCAGCUGACUGCAGAGCAACAGCGAAUGAUUGAGGAGAACAGGCGAAAGGCUUUAGAGAGAAGAGCCCAAAGACUUGGAUUAGCAAACAGCACAAACGGACCGAGGCCAGCCUACAAGAGCGGACCUCAGCCCCCCAGACCGAGCACUGCAGCGGCUCCUUCCAGCCUCAGUCAUCACAGCGAACCACCAGGCCCUGUUUCUGCACCCAAACGGCCCACAUUUGUUCCACCUUUCAAGAAAAUAGUUUCACAGGGCUCUGAGAAUCAACUCAAAAUCCCAGAGCCGCAACAGAUACCUGCCAGACAGAACCAAAUCAGGAGUACAUCUUGUAAUUCUGUAUCUCCCAGACAGAUACAAGUUAUUGAUGCCCUUCCUCAGGCUAAAGGUCAACAUGUUAGUGCACCUGUCUUGCCCACAGGAGGAACUUUUGAUGCAAAGCCGGCUCAGCUCCGACCUAAUAACUUUCCCUCCAGCAGCUCAGUAGGUGAUGCUGGCUCUUUCUACAAGCAGCCUAGUAAAUCUUCCCCAAAUCCCCUGGCAAGACCUCCCCCCAACUCCUCAACUUUAAACUCUGUACCUGCAAAAAAACCUGCCAUUGCUGUAAGAGGAAAAUGUGUACCUCACACAGAGGAUCGCUUCAGAGUAGAAGUGGGUUAUCAUGCAGAACUAAUUUCUGUAUUCAAAUCCAUCCCUUCUAAAAACUUUGACCCUGCCACAAAGAUGUGGAACUUCAGUUUGACUGACUAUCAACAACUAAUGCAGGACGCAGCUGCCAUUGCCUCUGUGUCUUUGAGGCCACUUGCGGGGUUUGAGGCUCUGGAUGUUCAAGCAGCCACCAGCCAAGCUCGUGACAGUGCAGCACUGGGAGCACUGCUGAAGCUGUGCAAUGGCUGGCAGAAACCUGGAGCCAUUCUGCAGGGCCAGUGCAUCCUAAUAUCGCCUUCAAAGUUUGAGGUCGAUGUUGGUUACCAUGUGGAUGUCAUUGCAGCAUUUAAGCAAAUGCCAACAAAGAACUAUGAUAUGAAAACAAGAAAGUGGAGCUUUUCCCUUGAGGAUUACAAAAGACUAAUGGAUCUUCUCAGUGGGAUAGCAGCAGUGGAGGUGGAGCCUCUGCCCAGGGCAAUAGUCCAGGGUUUCUCUGCCAGGUUCGACGGGCCUCAAGCCAGGUCUUUAGACGUCCCAGAAGCAGACCUUUCCAGCAUCGAUCCGUCGCUUACCAACAGCCUCAUGCCCUUCCAGAGGGAGGGAGUCAAUUUUGCAGUGUCGAAACAAGGUCGACUCCUCCUGGCUGAUGACAUGGGUUUAGGAAAAACGGUACAGGCCAUCUGCAUAGCGGCCUUCUACAGGGAUGAAUGGCCUUUGUUGGUGGUGGCUCCUUCCUCUGUAAGAUUCACCUGGGCAGAGGCCUUCAGACGCUGGCUCCCCUCUUUGAGCCCUGACAGCAUCAACGUGGUGGUGAAAGCCAAAGACAAUCUGCGGGCUGGUUUGGUCAAUAUUAUCAGCUAUGACCUUCUGAGUCGCACGGAAAAGCAGCAGCAGCCAGGAAAUCCCUUCAAGGUUCUCAUUAUGGAUGAGUCUCACUUUCUGAAGAAUAUUAAAACGGCUCGUUGUAAAGCAGCUUUGCCUCUGCUGAAGGCAGCAAAGAGAGUGAUUCUUCUGUCCGGGACCCCUGCCAUGUCCAGACCCGCUGAGCUUUACACUCAGAUUCUGGCUGUCAGACCUACACUCUUCCCACGGUUUCAUGACUUCGGGAUCCGCUACUGUGAUGCCAAACAGAUGACCUGGGGAUGGGACUAUUCAGGCUCAUCGAAUCUGGGAGAGUUAAAACUUCUGCUGGAGGAAUGUCUGAUGCUGCGCCGUCUCAAGUCAGACGUCCUCUCCCAGCUUCCCGCUAAACAGCGCAAGGUGGUGACAAUAACCAUAGACGGCAUUAACACUCGUACGAAAGCUGCUCUGUCGGCUGCAGCGAAGGAGUUGGCCAAAGGACACCGCAAUAAAAUAGAGGAGAAGGAAGCCCUCCUCGUCUUUUAUAACUACACCGCUGAAGCCAAGCUACAAGCCAUUAUGGAGUACAUCACAGAUAUGUUGGAGUGUGGGAGGGAGAAGUUUCUGGUGUUUGCCCAUCAUAAGUUAGUUCUGGAUCAUAUCACCAGGGAACUGGGAAAAAAGAACGUCAGUUACAUUCGUAUCGAUGGGGCAACUCCAUCGGCCGAGCGGCAGCAGCUGUGUGAGAAGUUCCAGUACUCGACUAAGGCCCAUGUGGCCGUUCUGUCCAUCACUGCUGCCAACAUGGGCCUCACCCUGCACUCAGCCGACUUGGUGAUCUUCGCAGAGCUCUUCUGGAACCCUGGGGUUCUCAUUCAGGCAGAGGACAGAGUGCAUCGCAUUGGACAGACCUGCAAUGUGAACAUUCACUACCUGGUUGCCAAGGGAACUGCUGAUGACCACCUUUGGCCAAUGAUCCAGGCCAAAAUGAAUGUCUUGGAGCAGGUUGGUCUGUCUGAGUCAAACCUCUCAGACAAUGCAGUCAAUUCAAGCUUCCACUCCAAGGACCCUAAUCAGAGGAGCAUCAUGGAAAUGUUCCAGAGAUCUUUUUCUGACGACGACAUGGACGAGGCUGUUUUAUUGGAGGCUGCUAAUGACUGGGAGGACACACCACCUGAUAAAAGCUCCAGCCAACACCAUGCUAUGGUUGCACAAAGUCCCAGCAAAAGAAGUAUUAAAGACUAUUUCAGUCUAUGAAAUACUUCAGUGUCAACAACACAGAAGUGUGUGUUUGUGUGUGAUCUAACUGGGUUUGUUCUUAGCUUUUGGCCUAUCAUGACUGAUGUGAUCACUUAUUUUGAUUUUAACAGAAGCUUUGGUUAUUUUUAAAAGAUGUAAAAUAAUACUCAAAUAAAUGUAUAUCUUAUCCAGACCAGA